Messenger RNA from Pelobates cultripes (western spadefoot toad), 498 nucleotides. NCBI's taxonomy places the organism in Eukaryota, Metazoa, Chordata, Amphibia, Anura, Pelobatidae. The record is from the annotation of a GenBank genome assembly.
AUGUCCACUAAAAUCGCCAAAAAAUUCAAGCAGAAAACGCUCCAGUUACAAGUGGCAGCGUCGCCGAAAAGUGCAACAGAAGAACAAAAUGGCGCCGGCCGACCUCAAUCCCCAGCCGCGUGUACAACAGUGGGUGAGCUUACUCACACUACAGACAGCAUGCAAACUCCGGUCACCAAUGCCUCCCUGCAUAACAUGCUUUCAGGCUUUCAAAACACCUUUAAAACAGAUUUACAGCAAGUUGCUGCAGAAAUCAGGGCAGACAUCCAAACAAUGGGUGAAAGAACAGCUCGCCUGGAGGAACAGGCAGAGGAAAUAAUUGACGCACAUAAUGGUCUAUCUGAAGCCCACACAGCACUAUGUGAGAAAGUUCAACGCCUAGAAGCUAAAAUUGCAUCCACAGAAAGCGGAUCUGCAAUCAAACUACACAACGAGUGGCAGAAAAGAUCACGCUCCACGGGCACACACAGUUACAACAAGAAGAUCCAGGACACCUAA